GCGCACGGGAAGAUCUCGAAGGCCAUCUCCGCGAUCCAGCGGGACCUGCUCCGAGAUCACCGCUCUGAGUGGCGCCGCCUCUCCCAGCACUUCACGAAGGACACGUGGCGGGCAGCCACUGCAGAGGUCCAUGGGCCUUCCGAGUGCCCCAGCUUCAACGCCGAGGCGCGCGAGCCCUUGCCGGAGACCGCCGACGACUACGACGAGGAGUGGCAUCCUUCUUACGCCGACUUCCGGGUCGCCGUGCGCGAGGCCAAAGGCAGCGCGGGUUACGACGGAUGGCAUUCUAACGAGCUCAAGCUGAUCUCCGAGUACUUCGAGUUCUUGCUCUUCGAACUCUACACGCUAUGGCAGGACACCUGCGAGACCCUCCUGGUCGAGAGGCCCCCCACCGAGCUCCAGCACCUCCUCUUCGCCUGGCGGGUUGUUGGGGUGCCAAAGAAAGACCCGACGCAGUCCCGGCCCAUAGGGGUGGGUUCUGUGCUCCUCAGGGCCUGGCCCACAGCUUGCGAGCCCAGCAUGCCUACGCCACAGGACGCUCAGUCCGCCUGUAAAGCCAGCUCCACGGUGGUCCACGCCUGCUGCUUGUGGCUGCACGCUUACCAGCACGGCUCAUUCGGACUGGAGCGUGACCUCUCCAAGUGCUACGACAACGUGCCGCACGCGGUGACAGGCGCGGCGCUCCGCAACGCCAAAACGCCACGCCGAGUGCGGGCGGUGACAAACGCUGCCUGGCGGGGCCCUCGGAGGUGCCAGCUGGCGGGAGAGCUGGCCAGCGAGACGCUCUGGCCUACGCGCAGCCUCGCUCAAGGGGACAGCACGGCGCCGAAGGUUCUGUGCCACGUGCUUUCCCCCUGGGAGAUCAACGGCACCAAAUUCCUGUUCAUGGACGACAGGUCCGCCGUCUUCGAUUCCGCCCCGCAGAUUGAGUCGGACGCGCAGGCCACCAACGACUUCGACUCAGGCACGGGCGCUAUCGAGAACGUCGGGAAGCGCCAGGUCUGGAAGCGCGGGGACGGGACGCAGAUCGAGCACAUCAGCAUCCUUGCUGUCCCUGAUGCUCCGGAUGAGCCGAUUACGCCUGCCGGGGGCUGGACCAAGCUCCGCAAGCGUUUGCACGCCAUUCGAGGCCGUUUCUGGGCCUCGAAUAUCGACCUGCACCCCAUCUUCAGCGCGGUGCUCACGGCCAUUGAUCGCAUCACCACCUGGGACCUCCGCUGGAGUACACUCCUUGAGGUGAAUUUCACGACGUUCUUCGAUGCCAUUGGCUUCGAAUUCUUGCAGCACGACCCAGAGCGCGGAGUGCAGUUCUGGCGCCUGGUGGACGAGCCUGACGCCCGAGUUCGCCACUUGUGCGGGCGCAGACACAUUUUCUGGAGCGACGGACUCGCUGGCCCUGGAGGACAGGAUCCAUUUGAAGAUUUUUCGCUGUGGAACGACGCACAGCCAGACGAGAAGAUGGAGCACCACCAGGCCAGAUCUUACAGCGGCCUGCCCGUCCUGCGGGGUCCCCAUAGACCGAGUGCGCGCCACUACGUGGCCGAGUGCGCCGCCCUGGCGGAUUUCCGGCAGGAGCUGAACGACGCGUACCACAUCCCACUUGGCUGGUGGGCACGCCAGCCGCGGGCGACGCUGAAGACGGGAUGGAUCACGUUCCCAGCUCACGCGUCCGCGACCCGCAGAGCGGAGCUCCAGGUGGCCGUCUGCCGCAUGGGGCUCGUUGCCAUGGCUAAGAUGGCAGAGGAUUGCGAGGCUUUGAAGAGAACCUAG
Molecule: messenger RNA, 1770 nt
Organism: Prorocentrum cordatum
Lineage: Eukaryota; Dinophyceae; Prorocentrales; Prorocentraceae
Source: the annotation of a GenBank genome assembly